CAGCCCAUCCUCAAGUUUCACUACACGCUCGGACAUCACACACAUACACACAAUGAGCUCUCUCUUUGAACUGAAAACACUUCAUUUAAUGCACCGGAUUUGAGCAGCCACGGAUUUUUGCUCCAUAUGAGGAAGAAAAUCUUGAAAACACCUUGUCUCCUCUUGAGUCUGUUCACAAGUUUGAAUCUCUGCUCCGGAAAAUUUGGGACGCCGAUAACAGAUGAUGUGAGCAAGCUGUCAUUAUUGAAGCAGAAUAUCCCGUCUGAUUAUGAGAUUCCUGUUAGUUACAUUCCCAAAGAAGUGGCUGGCACGUGCUGGGUGGUGUUAAAUAUCUAUCCUUUGGAGCAAAGUCUUCGGAAGCUGGCCAACAUGUUUGGUGCCAUCUCCUCCAACAAAGAAAACAUAAUUGUCUUCAUUGCGAUGCUGAAGAGUUUACGCUUCACCUUUGACCAUGAGGAACUGGAAACAGCGAUGCAAGUGUUCCAGUGUCACUAUCGGGAAGGGAGCUUAAUGUCUGGUCUUUACUUCGACUACAUCAAAGACGUCUUACAUGCUGCCUCUCAAGGAACAUCUGGCUUGUCAUGCAAGCCGCCACCAUGCCUUAAUCCACAUCAAACACCAGGGGGUCAGAAGGAUGGUCGUGACAGCUGGUCCAAGAGAACUCCCUUGCUUCUGGCUCUCAUCCCCUUCACAGCUUGUGUUGUUAUCGUCGUGUGGCUGGUCAAGUCUGGGAGGCUUUUACCAGUGUGCAACGCUGAAAAUAGCCAAAUGGCACCUUCUGAUAUGAUCCCAACUGUGUCUAUCUCCAUCCCACUUCAAACACUCACCCACGCUGCUGACACUCAGCCAGUGGGGGAGAUUAUUCCUGAACAUGAGAGCGGAUGAAGCAUAAUUAAUAGAAAAGGGAAAUCUGGACCGCGGUAUAACAACUCACACUCCAGGUUGUUCUGUUACUGGCAGGAGCCUGCUGGAUAAACGAGUGUGGUCUGACACUCUUCCUCUGCUUCACUCAUCUGAGUGCAUGGACCCGAGCUACGAGAGAAUACUCACCUGCUGUGAAGGCAGGUGUGUCACAAAAUUCCCCAGGCACUUCUAGCACUUAACCAUCCAAAGAGGUUUUUUUGGGAUCAGAGGAAGGACUUACUACAAAAUGGCUGGUUAUGUGCCAAAAUGGCUGGUUAUAUGCCAAAAUAGCUGGUUAACUAU
Molecule: messenger RNA, 1206 nt
Organism: Perca fluviatilis (European perch)
Lineage: Eukaryota; Metazoa; Chordata; Actinopteri; Perciformes; Percidae
Exons: 7
Coding region: 127-885 (252 amino acids)
Biological process (GO): cell adhesion; positive regulation of cell population proliferation
Cellular component (GO): plasma membrane
Molecular function (GO): stem cell factor receptor binding; cytokine activity
Source: RefSeq, a predicted model, not a curated record